AUGGCUGCUCGUGAGCUGGCUGGUGGACUGCCUGCCAGUCAGCAGCAGCAAUUGUCGCAUAUCAGCUAUGAUUCCCAAUUUAGCCAGCAACCAAUGAACCGACAAAAAUAUGAAACUUUGAUGAAUGGCACAAUGCCAAUCGAAUCACAUUUACACAAACACCUGGCUGAACAUCUCAAUUCAGAAAUCGCUUUGGGUACCAUAAAUAAUCUGGAAGUAGCCAUGCAAUGGAUGCGUUCCACUUACUUCUACGUGCGAUCAAUGCAAAAUCCCUCAUAUUAUGGAUUAGAAGAAAACACCGAUAAGGAUAUUAUUGAGCACAAACUGGAAAAGCUGUGUUUAGUGCAAAUACAAGAGCUUCAAAAUGCUGGUCUCAUCUCUAGAAACCCACAAAAUGAAUUAGAUGUGCAGACCACCAAUUAUGGCAAAUUAAUGGCUAAAUAUUACUUAUGCUUCGAGACCAUGAAGCUUUUUCGGCAGAUUCGAGGCGAUGAAUCUUUUUUAAAAAUGUUUGAUCUAAUUGUGCGCUGCAGAGAAUUCAGUGAUUUUACACUAAGAGUUAAUGAGAAGCGUUUGCUGAACGCGCUAAAUGAUACGCCAUUAAGAUUUCCCCGCCCCGGGCGUAUCAAAACACGUGAGGAUAAAAUUUCAUGCUUGUUGCAAGCGGUACUUGGAAAUAUACCGAUCGCCUCCCCGACUUUGGCGCAGGAAUCGUUGAAAAUGUUACGCAUCGGUGAUCGCAUUGCUAAAUGUCUAAUGGAGUAUAUGCGCUUGUCGGAGCAUCAAGCGCAUGCAUUGCAUUUGGGCCGCUACAAGGCGUUAUUGCAUACCGUGACAAUCGCGAAAUGCUUCCACGCCAAGUUGUGGGAAAACUCGGAGUAUGCAGCGAAACAAUUGCAGAAAAUCGGUGCCGUUUACUCAGCUCAGCUGGUGUGUGCUGGGAAAACUACAUUGAAAUCAUUGGGAGCGACAGACGCGCGCACCAUUGAAGCGAUACUGAACAAAUCAUAUCCCUUUGGCGAUGAGAUAUUGCAAAAUUUGCAACAAACAUUCCCUGAAUAUUCCCUACAAUUGACGCGAGAUUCACAAAGUCUGGUGCGCGUCUGUGCGCGACAAGUUAAUGAGGCUUACAUUUGUCAUGGUAUAAAUGCCUUGCUUAUUGUUGGUGAUUCCGAGAAUCAGCUGCUGCUCUUCAUUGAAGAUCUCGAUUCAUUGCUUUUGGAGUACGGUUGUUUUAUGAAAACAAUUAAAUUACCAAAUCCUGAUGUUGAGCAGCUGUAUGCACAUGUAAUUCAUGCCACAUUAGUUGGCGCUGAUGUGCACGAGACAUUAAUUUUAAACGAACGUGUCAUGGAAUCAACAAUUGUAUCAAAUUCAAAAAAGUCCAAAAAACGAAAACAACAAACAGGGGUAACUGCUAAAUGCAACAAAAAAGUAAAACCAAACUUAUCCAAGACUAUUAGUACAAUUUGCGAUACAACGACUAACAGCACAUUGGCAAACAAAAAUAAACUUUCCUUAAAUUUAAAAAGCUUUACUUUUUCGAAAUCAAAACUUAGUAACGACGCCAUUAAAUUGAAGGCAGUUAAAGUGGAACAACACUUUGCACAGAGUAAAAUGAAUUGCGCAAAGUAUCUUAAUAUAACGGAUACUACCACAAAUGAAGAAUCAUUUAAUACUACAUAUAAACAAUCCAAUAACAAUUCAACGCUCGUGCAAAGUAAAUUAACGCAAUAUUUCACACAAAGGAAGCAUAUAAAGGAUAAAUCGCUAACUAUGCUAACAGAGCGAAGUGCUGAUGAAUGUGACACUUCAACGGCCGUUAGCCACAUGCAAGACAAAUCCGAAGUAAUACUGGAUAGAACGCUAGAUACGACUUUGUUAAAAUACCAGAGACUUCUAAAGCAACGUGAUCUCGAUUUCGACAAAUUAAGGGAAAGCCAGGAGAAACAAGAAUAUGAACGAAAUUUUAUAGCUAACAAUAAUACACCAAGUCAAAAAACGUCGGAUACAGUAGAAAUUACAAAGCCUGGUGCUGAAGAGUGUGCUAAACUACCAAUUUACGAAGCAGAACCAAAAAAUGAACAGAAACCUACAGUGCAGCCUUCCCUUCGUGCAACAACACCAGAAUUACACGAACUUUCUGCGUUCUUGGAUACUCAGAAAUCAAGGCAAUCUAACGAAGAAUCACAAAAGUCGAAAAACGCUGAAUGUCUUGAACUUUCUGCGUUCUUGGGUACUCAGAAAACAAGGCAAUCUAACGAAGAAACACAAAAGUCGAAAAACGCUGAAUGUCUUGAAAUUUUGACAAGCUGUCUAGUAGCAGAUUGUAGUAUUUUAAAUGGUACACAAAAUUCUCUGCUGUUGAAUACACAAAACACGAGAUCUAGUAGUGAAGAAGUACAAAAUAAUAACCCCGUUAAAAGCACUGAAAAACCAACACUAAGAAAGGCACCAAUUUCAUUUCUCGACAUUACGAAGAAUAAUGAACAACUUUCAAGCUUUUUCGACAAGCCAAAAGAUAAAACAAACAAUUCGUUCGACUCCUCAGUGUCAAAUUCAAGAAUAUUUAACUGCGGCGUCUCCAAUAUGAUGCAAAAAGAAUUUGUCAGAUGUAAGGCUAUGUCAACUAAUAACGAAAAGCCUUUAGAUCUAACAAGGGAAUCCAAUUAUUUAAUUAGCCCUUAUAAAAAGAAUGUCAAACAUUUAAAAGCUACCAAGUCAACACUAAUGUCUCAACAUACUCCGAACACAGACACUGUUAAAAGCGCAAAGGUCCCACGCGGUCAUCUGAAGUAUCCAGAAGAAGACAUCGGCGUCCUAGAUCUGUCACGCAGGUCUGAAACUAAUUUGAAUAUGUCGUGGUGCGACAGCAAAGCAGUAGACGAAGUGUCUGCUGGUAGCAUUACGCUGACCAGCAAAAGUUCCGAAGUUCCACUAAGGAACAGUCAAAAAAGUAUUGAGAAUUACAUACUUUGUUAUAAAGUAGCUACCGCUUAUGCGCGUCUCAGUGAAAAAGAACGUACAAUCGAGAAUUUUAAAACCCUUUACAAACGUGUGUGGCGCACCAGUUCCGCUAUAGAUUAUAUAACCUAUAAAUUGAGCCACAGUAGCAUUAGUCAUGAUGAGGAGCCGAAGGCAGUGCCAGUGCAGAAAGCAGUGACCAGACACGAUAUAAAGAGUGCCAUAGAAAAUUCUUUUGAAAAAAGUGAACUACCCUUGAACAUGUCUAAAAAGUUGAUUGUGGAAAAACAAGUGAAAAAUGUGCUAAAUAGUGAUAAUGUCAAACCAACCGCACCGGUAUUACGGUCCAAAUUUACAAAAAUAAAAAAUAACGAAGAAAAAAUGUGCCCGAAACUUUCGAACGGGUCUAGAAAUCCAGAUACGUCGUCUAAGUUUCCAAAUCGUUAUCGCUUGCAGUUAAAUGAAGUGAAUAGUGAAGCGAAGAACGCUCAAUAUAUUAACAAUGAGGUGAUGCAUUUAGUGCUCAACAUGAAGUGUGACGCUAUUGUCGCUGAAGAAACAUAUCAAACUCUGCCAGAUUUGAUUACAAAGCUCGAGCAAAAUAUAGAACUCAAUGAAACGCAAAGUUCGCCGAGUAUGUCAUUCGAGGAAUAUUGCAGCUAUGUCCUUCAAACACCGACUAAGUAGUAAGUCAUGCAAUACUUUUUUUAAUUUCUAUGCUGUUAUAUAUCCAUAUUAUGUACUUGUGUACGAUUUACGAAAAAUAAUGAUAACCCAAUUCGAAUUUCAACCUUGCAUUUUUAUAUAUUUCUUUUCGUUUCAUUUAAAAUACCAAAAAAAUACUAUAUACUCGUACAUAAGUACGAAAGCCAAUAAAAAUGUAAAUAUUAAGCAAGUUCUAAGCAAAA
Bactrocera neohumeralis is the source of this 3872-nucleotide messenger RNA. RefSeq lists its product as uncharacterized. Lineage: Eukaryota; Metazoa; Arthropoda; Insecta; Diptera; Tephritidae. The record is from RefSeq and is a predicted model, not a curated record.